Molecule: messenger RNA, 993 nt
Organism: Manduca sexta (tobacco hornworm)
Lineage: Eukaryota; Metazoa; Arthropoda; Insecta; Lepidoptera; Sphingidae
Product: ribosomal RNA-processing protein 7 homolog A
Exons: 2
Coding region: 183-971 (262 amino acids)
Biological process (GO): ribosomal small subunit assembly; rRNA processing
Cellular component (GO): CURI complex; UTP-C complex
Molecular function (GO): nucleic acid binding
Source: RefSeq, a predicted model, not a curated record
ACUAUUACAUCUUCAUGAACUGAAAUGUUGCAUGUUCCUAAAUGUCAACACAGAAGUCAAGACUGUUCAACACUGGUCAAACUCAAAACACAAUAAUAACCUCAAUGGGAGAAUAACAUGCUUUUUUGACUUUCAGUAUAUUUUACGACAAAACGAAAAUAUAAUUAAAGAUAACAAUUACAAUGAAAGUUGUUAAACGCACACGUGACUUUAAAGCUUUAGAAUUAAAACUUUCUCAAGAUUCAACCUCACCUCAUACAAUCUACUUCAAAGAGCAUUCAGUAAGAGAGCAUACCCAGGACCGACCGUCAGGCAGAACUUUAUUUGUUGUGAAUAUACCACCGUAUGCUGAUGAAAAAGGUAUUGUAAACGCGUUCAGUGAAGCGGGAACAGCGACUGUAGAGUUUAACCUAAAGCCAAGUGCCCCAGAAACUAAACUAAUACAUAAGUUUCUCCCUGAAAAGGACCAACCAUGUUUUCGCGUAGCUUAUUUAGUGUUCAAAAAUGUGUCAGCACUUGAUAAAGCAUUACAACUGACAAAGUUGCGUCCAAUGAACUCGGCUGGUCAUACUAUAAAAUUAGGAAUACAAAAAUGGAUAGAACAACACAAUAAUGCUGUACAACCACCUAAGGUGUUGAAGGAAAAUAUUGAAAAUUUCAUGAAGGAAUUUGAUACAAAAAUGGCAGAAGCUGAAAGGAAGGAGAAACAAUUAGAACAGGAGGACGACGAAGGGUGGGUGACGGUCACUAGGCGAGGCAAGGUUCAAAGCUUUGCACGCACAGAGAAGGUGGAAAACAAAAUCCUCGAAAAGGAAGAAAAGAAGAAAAAGAGGAAGGAGUUAAAGAACUUCUACACAUUCCAAAUAAGGGAAUCAAAAAUGAAACACAUUGUGGCUUUAAGACAGAAGUUUGAGGAAGACAAAAAGAAAAUAGCACAGAUCAAACAGACUCGUAGAUUUAAGCCAUUUUGAGAAUAAAACUAUAUUGACUUAA